Marasmius oreades (fairy-ring Marasmius) is the source of this 882-nucleotide messenger RNA. RefSeq lists its product as uncharacterized. Bases 1 to 882 code for a protein of 293 amino acids. Gene Ontology annotation, molecular function: 2,4-dienoyl-CoA reductase (NADPH) activity. Gene Ontology annotation, biological process: fatty acid catabolic process. The record is from RefSeq and is a predicted model, not a curated record. The transcript has 6 exons. Lineage: Eukaryota; Fungi; Basidiomycota; Agaricomycetes; Agaricales; Marasmiaceae.
AUGGCACCUAAAGCAUACGUCUCCCCGGUGGUUGAUUCUACACUUGUGUUCAAGCAAGAUAUCUUUAGAGGGAAAGUCGUCUUCUGCACUGGCGGAGGAUCAGGCAUUUGUCGAGGGAUGACUGAAGCCAUGAUGCGACAUGGAGCAGAUGCUGCUAUAUUCGGUCGAAAACUUGAACGCCUCACGCAGACAGCCAGCGAAUUAUCGGAGGCAACAGGUAGAACGUGUAUCCCGACAUCAGGAGACGUUAGGCAGCCCAACAUGUUAAAAGAGGCAGUCGAGAAAACUCUACAGAGGUUUGGUAGAAUCGACUUCGUGAUAUGUGGCGCAGCCGGAAACUUUUUAGCCCCAAUAUCCGGCCUCUCUGAAAAUGCAUUCAGGACCGUGAUGGAGAUCGAUACAAUUGGAUCAUACAACACAGUCAAGGCUACUCUUCCCCACGUUCGGUUUAGCAAGGGGUCUUAUGUCUUUGUUAGUGCUACACUCCAUUACAAUGCGACACCAUAUCAGGCCCAUGUAUCUGCAGCAAAAGCAGGGGUGGAUGCACUCGCUAAGGUCCUUGCGGUGGAGGAGGGACCCCAUGGUGUUCGUUCGAAUGUUAUAGCUCCCGGCCCUAUCGGCAAUACAGAGGGCAUGGAACGACUUUCCAACAAGGCACCACAACACCUUGGGAUCAAUGCAGGACCUGUGGGACGUAUUGGGGACAUCAAGGAUAUAGCCAAUGCUACAGUUUUUCUGUUCAGUGAUGCAGCUUCGUUUAUCACAGGUCAGGUUUUACCGGUGGAUGGAGGCUGGGAGCAUUUAAGGACCACACAACUACCAUACCCUCAGGCCGUUCUCGACCCGAAAAGUGUGAACAACAUGAUCAAGUCCAGGAUGUAA